UGGGUAGAGUUCUGCCGGCAGGAGAAGCCAUACAAUUUAGACACCAGCGUAAUAUGCAUGAAGCACUUUACGGAUAAGGAUUACAUGAGAACUGCUAGUCGACCAUCGCUUCGCCGCGACGCCAUGCCAACCAUUUUUGAGUGGGAAAUAGAUCCUGCUCCGGUGUGUGAGUCACAAAAUGACAGCGUUGAGGAGAUCAUUGAGCUACAAAAUUGCGAAGUUGGUUUAAAUGAAGGCGAUAAAGUAUAUCGGCCCAGGGACGGUACUCUUGAUGCUUCGACGUCACCUAUCCGUAACUGUGUUUACUAUGAUAGUGAUCUACAGGAAGUGGAAGUGUUGAAAGUGGAAGUGUACGUUAAUAAGUAACAGAUCUUUAUGUGUAAAUGUAAUAAUAUCUUAUAUUUCUCUUAUUUGAAGUGAGACAUUCAAGCGCGAAAAUGCACACCUCAAAAAGGAAACCGAAAAGCAGUGCACCGAGCUCGCUACAUUGAAGCGGGAGUCCGACCUGCA
Messenger RNA from Rhagoletis zephyria (snowberry fruit fly), 510 nucleotides. RefSeq lists its product as uncharacterized. NCBI's taxonomy places the organism in Eukaryota, Metazoa, Arthropoda, Insecta, Diptera, Tephritidae. The record is from RefSeq and is a predicted model, not a curated record.